Molecule: messenger RNA, 6013 nt
Organism: Thamnophis elegans (Western terrestrial garter snake)
Lineage: Eukaryota; Metazoa; Chordata; Lepidosauria; Squamata; Natricidae
Product: dihydropyrimidinase-related protein 1-like
Exons: 14
Coding region: 1-2064 (687 amino acids)
Cellular component (GO): cytoplasm; cytosol
Molecular function (GO): hydrolase activity, acting on carbon-nitrogen (but not peptide) bonds, in cyclic amides
Source: RefSeq, a predicted model, not a curated record
AUGGCCGGGCGGCAGCGUCUGGGCGGCCGGAGCGGCGAGGCCGGGGAGGAGGAGGCGUCGGCGGAGGACCUACCGGUCUACCUGGCACGUCCCGGCACGGCGGCCCAGACGCCCCGGCAGAAGUACGGCGGGAUGUUCGCGGCGGUGGAGGGCGCCUUCGAGAACAAGACCCUCGACUUCCAGGCCUACAGCGUCGGCCAGAAGGGAGCCCGCACCCCGCGCAGCGCCAGCCGGCCCGAGCUCCUCGACCAGGCCGGCUGUGAAGGGGGCGGCUCCGGCCUCAGCUCGCCCGGGGGGGAGAGCCAGCCCAGCCGGCCUCUCUGCCUCCAGCUCCCCGCCCCGCUGGCCCAGCAGCCCCGGCCGGGACCCCAAGGGCGGCAGGGCGAUGGUUUAUUCAUCAAGAACGGACGAAUUAUCAACGAUGACCACUCCUUCUACGCCGAUGUCUACGUGGAAGACGGGCUUAUCAAACAAAUUGGACAGAAUCUGGUUGUUACCGGAAGCCCGAAAACCAUCGAGGCAACCGGCCUCAUGAUCCUUCCAGGUGGUAUUGACAGCAACAGUUCUCUGCAGAAAUCUGUUCAAGGCGUAACGGUAGCUGAUGACUUUUAUCAAGGAACGAAGGCUGCGUUGACCGGAGGCACGACCACCGUCAUUGAUCACAUCCUUCCAGAGCCCGGCUCCAAUUUAUUAACGGCGUUUGCAAAAUGGAAAGAGGCAGCAGAGAGCAAAUCCUGUUGUGAUUAUUCUCUGCACAUGGACAUCACCGACUGGUAUGAUGGGAUCCAGGAUGAUCUUGAAAAUCUGGUGCAAGACAAAGGUAUCAAUUCUUUCCAAGUCUACAUGGGCUACAAGGAUCUCUACCAAUUGACGGAUUCCCAACUCUACGAAGCAUUUACAUUCCUGAAAAGUCUCGGAGCCGUUAUCAUGGUCCACGCAGAAAAUGGGGAUUUGAUAGCUCAGGAGCAAAAGAGGGUGCUGGCAUUGGGAAUAACAGGACCAGAAGGUCACGCUUUGAGCCGACCUGAGGAGCUGGAAGCAGAAGCCGUAUUCCGGGCCAUCACCAUAGCUAGUCGGAUCAACUGUCCUGUCUAUAUCACUAAAGUUAUGAGUAGGAGCGCGGCUGAUGUAAUCUCGCUGGCUAGGAAAAAAGGUGCUCUGGUAUUUGGGGAGCCAAUCACAGCCAGUCUGGGGACCGAUGGCACUCAUUAUUGGAACAAGAAUUGGGCGAAGGCCGCAGCGUUUGUGACCUCACCGCCUCUGAGUCUGGAUCCUACCACGCCUGAUCAUCUGACCUCACUUCUAGCCUGUGGAGACCUACAAGUGACCGGAAGCGGCCACUGUACUUACAACACAGCCCAAAAGGCUCUGGGCAAGGAAAACUUCACGCUCAUCCCAGAAGGGGUUAAUGGAAUUGAAGAAAGAAUGACGGUGGUCUGGAAUAAAUGUGUUUCUACAGGUAAAAUGGACGAGAACCAGUUUGUUGCCAUCACUAGCUCUAACGCUGCCAAAAUCUUCAAUCUGUAUCCGCGAAAAGGCAGGAUUGAAGUUGGGUCCGAUGCUGACCUCGUGAUCUGGGAUCCCGACAAGGAGAAGACGAUCACGGCCAAAAGCCAUAAAUCGGUUGUUGAAUAUAACAUUUUUGAAGGCAUGGAAUGCCGCGGGGCUCCCUACAUAGUUAUUAGCCAAGGGAAGGUUGUGUUCGAGGAUGGGAAUCUCACGGUGAGGAAAGGAACGGGCUCGUUUAUCCCGCGGAAUUCCUUUCCAGAGUAUCUUUAUCAACGGAUCAAAACUAGGAAUAAGGUAACGGAACUACAGGGUGUUUCCCGAGGAAUGUACGACGGGCCGGUCUACGAAGUUGUAGCAACUCCUGCGAAAUAUGCAACCCCCGCCCCCUCAACGAAAACGUCGCCUGCCAAAAACCAGCCUCCGCCCAUCAGAAACCUCCAUCAGUCUAAUUUCAGUUUAUCAGGGGCUCAAGUAGAUGACCAUAAUCCUCGCCGCACCGGACACCGUAUCGUCGCACCGCCAGGAGGCCGUUCCAACAUCACUAGUCUCGGAUAAGCGCAGAUGGAAGUCGGAAACGAAGAACGAACGCUCUUAGUCCUCCUCUACAUUCCCGUGCUCCUUAGCUCACGCUUCAUUCAUUGCUGUGCGAGGAAAAAAAAAUGUUUGUCUUAAGGAAAUAAGUGUCAUAGUGUGAUGUGUUUGCUUGGAAUGAAUCACCUUGGUUGUGUUUGCCAUCUUAAAAGCAUGAUCCUCCCCCCCUGUGCUCGGUGAGCAGCGGUGCUGCUUGUAGCUUUGCUUGCAGUAGAGUUUUCCUUUGCACCUUCCCAUCCCCUUCCUCCCUUAGUUGUGCUAGAUUAGGCAACGCAUGUUACUGAAGCAAGUUGCGGUUUAUGCGUCUACUUUAGAGUAAGGCCGCCUGCCACUAUGGAUUAGACCAGGGGUUGGCAACCUUAAAGACUCAGAGAGUCAUUUGCACCCGUUUCCCACACAAAAGAAAACACCGGGAGCCACAAACGUCCCGUUCAAUUCUGGAGCCGACCGGAAAUCUGGCUCCUCCACCAUAGAGUCUCCUCCUAGUGCGGCAUCCUUUUACCUCUAUCUGUCCUAAACGAAAGCCUUGUCAAUUGUGGAGCCGAUCGGAAAGCCCGGCCCUUUCCAUAGAGUCUCCUGGCAUGCUGUGCUUCCUCACCUCCAAACGGAAAGUCCUCUCAAAAUUGUGGUGCUGACCGACAGUAAGGAGCCGCAGCAGAGGGACGAAAGAGCCACAUGCGGCUCCGGAGCCGCAGGUUACUGACCUUGGCUUAGACACAAGGUCAAGGCGUGAUGUUCGGUUAAAGGAAGACACCUAUGGACGUCUUAUAAAUAUGCAGUAGAAUUUUUGUUGGUGUUUUUAUUCAUUACCGACCCAAUGAGGGGGGCCAAUAGGCUGUGAUCUUCUCAGUCGAGUCAAACUCUCGUCCGACUUUAGGAAAAGCCAUUAUUAAUAAUCCAUGUGGUGACUGUAGAGGAUUUCCAUAGGCGGUCAUCCUUUACACACCAAUUUUGGUACUUGUAAACAUUUCAAAGGUUUGUUGGUUUUUUAAAACGUUUUUGUAUGAUGGAGAGGUUUUUUUUUCCCUUCCUCCUUAAAAAUUGUGGUUAUUUAUUAGAAUGUGUCAGAUUUAGUAGUUGUGGCUCAUUUUUUUUUAAACACUUGUGAAAUAAAAGAACACGAAGUAGCUCGACUCUCUUUUAUUGUAGUGCAUUAUCAAAACAAUGGCCUUUUGGUAUCUCUUGUGCAUCCUUGAUAAAACUCCGACGAGACAGGAAUUAAACGGCAACUAAAUAACUGGCUGGAGAACACGGACCAGAACUCAUUAAAGUGCAGCAUUCCUUGCGUACAGAUUCACAGAAUAAUAAGAGUAACAGAUUUGGAUGGGACCGUGGAGGUCUUCUAGUCCAACCCCUGCACAAGCAGGAGACCUUAUAUCAGAUGCAGCCUAAUCUACGUCACCGCGCACUGGAAAUGGCACGCAAAACCACCCCACCUGGAUCGCGGCAAAACCCAGAAGAGCAGUGCUCCAUCGUGCGUGUAUGCACUGGCACCAGAACGCCCAGUUUCGGUGUGGAUGUGCCUGAGGAACAGCUGGCCAUCGGGCAUGCAUACGCAGGAAACCCAGAUGUUUGGGUGCUGCUUUUUCGGGUUUUGGUGCUCCCGCAUGUGUGAAGGCCAGUUGCCCAGCGUUAUGUACGGGCACAGGAAUGCGGGAGAGCAUCUGGCUCAUUCCUUCUCCCUUGCCUGCAGGCAAGUGAGUUUGGAGAGGAAGGGAUCGCAAGAGAGUACAUCUGUGUUUCCCACAGCUUUGGGUUGCUUUUUUUUUUUAAAAAAAACCCCUCUCUUGUCAUCCCUUCCUCUCCAAACUCACUUUCCUGAAGGGAGGGAAUGGGUCAGAUCCUCUUGCUACGCGUUGUUUGGAGAGGAAGGGAUCGCAAGAGAGUAGAUGGAGCUUAUAGGACCAUCGUAUGAUGACCAAGGCAUGGAUGGGCCAUCCCGGCAACUCCUCUGAUAGUCAGAGGGUCACUCAGCGGUGGUUCUGACCCAUUCCUUCCCUUGCCCACACAACUGAGUUUGGAGAGGAAGGGAUCGCAAGAGAGUUUUUUUUAAAAAAAAUAGGGGCAACCAAAGGCUGUGGGAAAUGCAGAUCUACUCUCUUGCGAUCCCUUCCUCUCCAAGCAACGCUUAGCAGAGGAUGCGGCCCAUUCCCUCUCCCUUGCCCACAGGACAAGGAAGUUUGGAGCGGAAGGAAUCGCAAGAGAGUAGAUGGAGCUUAUAGGACCAUUGUAUGAUGACCAAGGCAUGGAUGGGCCAUCCCGGCAACUCCUCUCAUGGUCAGAGGGUCACUCAGCGGUGGUUCUGACCCAUUCCCUCCCUUGCCCACACAACUGAGUUUGGAGAGGAAGGGAUCGCAAGGUUUUUUUAAAAAAUAGGGGCAACCGAAGGCUGUGGGAAAUGCAGAUCUACUCUCUUGCGAUCCCUUCCUCUCCAAGCAACGCUUAGCAGAGGAUGCGGCCCAUUCCCUCUCCCUUGCACACAGGACAAGGGAGUUUGGAGCGGAAGGGAUGGCAAGAGAGUAGAUGGAGCUUAUAGGACCAUUGUAUGAUGACCAAGGCAUGGAUGGGCCAUCCCGGCAACUCCUCUCACGGUCAGAGGGUCGCUCAGCGGUGGUUCUGACCCAUUCCCUCCCUUGCCCACAAGGUAAGUGAGUUUGGAGAGGAAGGGACCACAAGAGUGCUAAAAAAAUGGGGGCAACCAAAGGCUGAGGGAAACGCAGAUCGACUCUCUUGCGGUCCCUUCCUCUCCAAACCACGUCAGAGGACAGCGGGAGCCCCUCCUCAGCCGGAGUCCUUUGCCUCCAUCCGAAGGCAGGGCGGCGCUUUCCGAACCCCCCAAAAAAGGGCCGGCAGGGAGACAACCGUCCCACACACACACACACACACACACACGUGUCCACCGGCCCGGCUGCUUCAGGCCUGACCAGGUUAACAGCCGAGCGUGAGGCGGCGGCGCCACACGGCCAGUCAGCGCGCGCUAAACUCCCGCCUCUACCUCGCGGCUCUCCAGAACCUUCGCGACGGCCGUCCGCCCGCCCGCCCGCGAGGGAGCGCUCAGGGCCGCUCUCGCUCUCUCUCUUCGCGCGCUCUCUCUUUGCUGCGCGCGCAACCUUUUGUUGCUUCCUUCGUUUCCCUCGCUUCCUGCCGGCCCGCUCACGCUCUUUCCCUCCUUCCCUGCUGCGCGCGCAGCUUUUGUUCCGCGGUUUCUUCCUCCUCCCGAGCUCGGGAGAAGGAGCCUCGCUUCCCGGCGGGGGGGGGGGGGCGGGCGCUCUCUGUCUCCUCCCUGUCACUCUCCCUGGUGCGUGCGCAGCUUUUGUUCUUAUUGCAUCCUCCUCCUCCUCCUCUUUCCCAGCUCGGGAGGCGCCUCUCUUCCCGGGCGCCGCUCUCUCUCUCUCUCUCCUCUCUUUUUUCCCUGCUGCGCGCGCAGCUUUUGUUCUGUUGCCUCCUCCUCCUCCUCCUUUUCCCCAGCUCGGGAGGCGCCUCGCUUCACGGAGGCCGCUCUCUCUCUCUCCUCUCUUUUUCCCUGCUGCGCGCGCAGCUUUUGUUCUGUUGCCUCCUCCUCCUCCUUUUCCCCAGCUCUGGAGGCGCCUUUCUUCCCGGGGGCCGCUCUCUCUCUCUCUCUCUCUCUCUUUCUCUCUCGCUCUCUCUUUCUCUCGCGCUCGCGCUGUCCCUGCUGCGCGCGCAGCUUUCGCGCUCCCCCCUCCCCCUCGAGGCGCCGCCUGCGGGUCCCGCGCGCGCGGCCGAGCACCGGAGCUUCCCUCAGAGCGGCGGCGGCGGCGGCGGCGACGGCGCCAUGACGGCGGAGGAGCGCGGGGCUGAGGAGAUGAGCGCGGCGGCUGCGGCGGCCGCGACGGCGGCCUCGGAGGGCCUCGACAUCACCGCCAAGUGCGACGGCGGCGUCCUCAAGGUGGGC